CUAUUUUAUUUCUUUUAAAGUUGAUACAGGAAUACAUCUCUACAUGUUUAAAAAUAUGAUUGGAUCUGAAAAAAGAGGAUUUUUAUUAAGCACGGUUGUAACAGUGCUUAGCUUUAAGAUAUCGUGUUAAACAUCAGUUUGAAAUUGAUCGAUCUAUUUGUGUCCUCGUAUCAGCGGAGUACAAAACAAUUUACUUCCUAGUUACAAAAUAAACAGAAAAUGACUGUCUGAAAUAGUUUGCGAGUCAUUUUUAAAAUCAAUGUAGAAAAUGGCUUCUAAUUUUGAAUCAUCCAUUCAGAGGGGCUGUGACGUCAUUAACGAUUUUUCCUGCUCUCCGUGUGAAGAGAACGGAUUAAACACCGAAGCUCACCAUUUUUGUACUAAAUGCACGAAAUAUUACUGCAAAAAUUGUGUUUCAAAACACAACGGAUUAUAUCAGAAGCACGCUGUGCUCGGCCGGAAGGACGUGAAGAAAUGGGAGGCAGCCUUACGUGUGUCGGACGCCCUGGAGAGAUGCGAGAUGCAUCCCGGGGAGGCACUGAAGCUGAUAUGUGAUGACCAUGAUCAGCUGUGCUGCCAUGUGUGCGUCGCCGUGGACCACAGACAAUGUUCCAAACUCCAUCCCAUUCCAGAUGUAGCAAAAGGAAUUCAAAGAAAUAUUGAGUUUCAACAGAUUCCAAAGAAGAUAGCUGAACUUGAAAAGCAAUUCGAGCUGAUGAAAGCAGCAAGAAUGAAGAAUACGACAUCUCUCAAAAAGACGCGAGUUGCCAUAUCUGAUAAAAUUAAAACCAUACGUAAAAAGAUAAACGAAAUCCUUGACAAGAUUGAGAUGACAACUGUUCAGAACUUGGACGGAAUAAUAACUAAACUUGAAAAAAACAUAAAGAAAGAUAUUGAAACUUGUGAUGGAAUGACUAUCAAACUGCAAAACAUGAUUGCCGCUUUUAAAACCAAAGCAAAGUCAAGCGAGUCAAAAUCAUAUAUUGCGUACAGAAAGAGCCAGUAUAUGAUUUCACAAGCAAACGAUCAUCUUCGUGGCAUAUCAGCCAUUGAAUGUUACAAUGUAACAUUUCAAGCCAAUAAUCUUAUAGAAGAACUUUUAUCUCCAAUAAAGACUUUUGGAGCUAAUGAAGAACAAACUGUUAUGGCAAAACAGCGAAAAGAUCCCCUUUCCGAUCCAAACCACGUAUUCAGUGGUGCAGAGUACAAGAAGUACAACGUGAAGAUGAGGGGUGACAAACUUCAAUGUUAUAUCCGCGGCGUAUGUGAAAUGCCUAGUGGAGAGUUUGUCAUAGCAGACGAGUACAGGGUGGUCGACCAUUGGGAUGUCCCGGGGAGUCCAAGAGACGUGUGCCACAUUGACGGAAAUGAAGUGGUCGUUUGUGCUUACAGUAAUAAUGAUGAUAGAAGAGGACUUUAUUUCAUUAAUGCUACGAAAGGGAAUCUCGUGUAUUCGAAGAAAUUUAUUUUCAGCCAUGAAUGUAUGUCCGCAGCUCAUCAUGGUGGCCAGCUAUACAUCUCCUCCGGUAAAGCACUGUACGUCUACACGAUGUCGGGGCAGAUGGUGAAUAGGCUGUACGAGGACAAGUCUGGGGGUAACACGGUGUGGAAAUGUGCUAUCAGUAACGACGGCGAAACAAUCUACAUCACAAACUACAAUGAACAUAAAGUAAUCACCCUGGACAACAACGGCAACAAGCUGGCCUUACUCACUGACCCUGACAUGAAAGAACCUACCGGAGUACACGUGACACCUGCUGGACACGUGUUCGUCUGCUGCUAUAACCCCGGUACUGUGCUGCAGGUUGACAAAGACGGGAAGAAAAAGUUGGCCACCCUGGCAAGGGAAGAAAACGGAGUGUACGGACCGUUUGAUUUAUAUUUCAGCAGGCGCACUUCUUCUCUGAUUGUUGGUGGAUCAAAAGACACUCUUCUUGUUAUCAAGUUAAUUUAUCACUAAAAACUAUGAAUGUUGAUAUGGUACUAUCGAACUGGGAUAUUUUCUAUUGUUGCAAAGUAUAUUGAGGAAUAGUCAUAUAUAAUUAAUUUGUUUAGUCCCCUGGUUAUAUGAUAUGAAUCCAAAAGCUUCUUGUGAAUUCUUAUAUUUGGUCGAAUUUUGGACAAUUUAUAUCCAACAAACUACGUGAAUUUUUAUAUAUAUUUGUUCCAUUUGAUGAAUGUAGAAUUUUAAAUUUCUGUGUAUAUAUAUUAACAAGCAUAUGAACGUUGUUGUUUUU
Mya arenaria is the source of this 2237-nucleotide messenger RNA. RefSeq lists its product as uncharacterized. The record is from RefSeq and is a predicted model, not a curated record. Bases 269 to 1960 code for a protein of 563 amino acids. The transcript is spliced from 3 exons. NCBI's taxonomy places the organism in Eukaryota, Metazoa, Mollusca, Bivalvia, Myida, Myidae. Gene Ontology annotation, molecular function: zinc ion binding.